AUGGCGAAAAACGUUCAGUUGAAGUUGCUACAAAAGAGAGAGAGGCAAAUAGUGCUUCUCAUGGACAGUGUCGACCGAUUCAUACAGAAUUACGAACCAGAACGUGAUGAGUGUCAGAUUAGUUCUAGGCUUGAGGCCUUAGAACCUGUGUUUGAUGAGUUUCAUGAAGUGCGCAGUAAAAUCGAGCUGAUCUUUUAUGAAAGUGAAGAGAUGAAGGCCAAGGAGCUCUACGGUGACGCCAAAGAUGAAGCUGAAGCCCAACGUGAGGAAGAAAACGACAUGCUGCUGCUGAGUUUCGAGGACCGUUUCUUCCAGUUGAAGGGUGCUCUAUCGAAACUUCAACAAAAACGUGAACGAGCUCCAAACGACGACAAUUCCUUUCAUCAUCAAGGCCAUGCCUCCAUGGGGUCAAGAGUUAAGCUGCCAGAAAUCCGAUUGCCCAGUUUUAGUGGAAAACUUCGCGAAUGGAUCUCAUUCCGCGACAGUUUUCAAAGUUUGAUCCACAACAACGAUCAACUCGCACCCAUAGAAAAGUUCUCAUACCUCAGGUCAUCAUUGAGCGGCGAGGCACUCGAAGAAGUUCUCUCUAUCGAACUCUGA
This is a messenger RNA of Uranotaenia lowii, 600 nucleotides long. RefSeq lists its product as uncharacterized. The record is from RefSeq and is a predicted model, not a curated record. NCBI's taxonomy places the organism in Eukaryota, Metazoa, Arthropoda, Insecta, Diptera, Culicidae. The transcript has a single exon. Bases 1 to 600 code for a protein of 199 amino acids.